CCCUGACCUGAAGGGCCUCCAGACACAAGUGAUUCCUGGAGCGACUGUCACUGCCUGAACACCAAGACCACCCCUCAUCCCGCCACGCGGAGCGCAGAGCCAGCUGUUAGCCAUGCGGAUCCUGUACCUCCUCUUCCCCUUCUUCCUCCUGUUGCUCCAGGGCAGUGCAGGAUUCUCCUUUGCUCCAGGAAAUAAGGCUGAAUGUCAACGAGAAAAAGGUUAUUGUGGAUUCCUAAAAUGCUCUUACGUUCUUCUGAAGAUAUCCUAUUGUUUCUCCUUUUCAAAUGCAGGAUUCUCCUUUGCUCCAGGAAAUAAGGCUGAAUGUCAACGAGAAAAAGGUUAUUGUGGAUUCCUAAAAUGCUCUUUCCCGUUUGUUGUCAGUGGAAAAUGCUCAAGAUUUUUCUUUUGCU
Molecule: messenger RNA, 410 nt
Organism: Struthio camelus australis
Lineage: Eukaryota; Metazoa; Chordata; Aves; Struthioniformes; Struthionidae
Source: RefSeq, a predicted model, not a curated record